UGUGUUACCUUUGCUUGUUUGAAACAGGCAUGCUAGGCCAGAGCUGUUUGUAUUUGAACGUUUAAAUGAAUUUGUGAAGACUAUUCACAGUGUAAAGAUGGACGCAGUUAAUGCUUUUAACCAGGAGCUCUUUUCAUUAAUGGACAUGAAACCUCCUAUUUCACGAGCAAAGAUGAUUCAGAUUACCAAGGCUGCCAUCAAAGCCAUUAAGCUGUACAAGCAUGUAGUCCAGAUUGUGGAAAAGUUCAUUAAAAAGUGCAAACCUGAAUUUAAAGUACCUGGAUUGUACGUCAUAGAUUCCAUUGUUCGUCAGUCUCGACAUCAGUUUGGAGUUGAUAAAGAUGUUUUUGGGCCAAGAUUCUGUAAAAACAUUACCAUUACAUUCCAGCAGUUGUAUAUGUGCCCAAUGGAGGAUAGGAGCAAGAUCGUGCGUGUCUUGAAUCUUUGGCAGAAAAAUGGAGUGUUUAAGAUAGAAGUUAUACAGCCACUCCUGGAUAUGGCUGUAGGAAUUGCAGUAUCAGCUCCACCACCUGCACCGCCACCAGCACCUGUUUCUGCACCUGCACCUUCUCCUGCUCCCCUACCUCCACCAGCAUCUGAACCAAUUGUGAUGAAUAAUACAGGUUCAGGAGGGCUGUCACCAUGGAGUAGCAUGAUGCAGGAGCAACAAGAAACACAGGAGUCGUCUUUGUCUCAAGCAACUUCCCCCCCUCCUUCUCCAGUGAGGAUUCCAGCUGAACCUCCAAUUCCAGUUUUAAAUUCAGUUCAGAUGCCACAACUUCCUAGUUCAGAUGCCUUUGCUGCUGUUGCCCAACUUUUUCAAACAACGCAAGGGCAACAGCUUCAGCAGAUUCUUCAGACUUUUCAGCAGCCUCCAAAGCCUCAGUCUCCUGCUCCAGACAGCAUGUUAUCUCAAGUUCCUGUUCUUUCUUCACCACCAAGGCCCCCGACUCCUCCUCCUCCUCCACCAGAACAAAAGGCUGCUUUUGAUACGAAACUGCUUGACCGAUUUGAUUAUGAUGAUGAGCCAGAGAUUGGAGAGGAGAACAGAAAAGAGUCUACUCCAUCACCAGUUCUUCCUUCAUUCAGUUUUUCUGGAGACAGUAUGCAGCAAACAAGUAUACUGCAGUCAAGUAUGCAGCAGCCAAGUGUACAGCAAGCCAGUGUGCCACAGUCUGACCUUCCACAACCUGGAUUAACACAGCCUACUCUGCCGCAGCCUACUGUGCCACGGCCUACUAUGCAGCAGUUUGGCAUUCCACAGUCUAGCAUUCAGCAAGUUGUUUAUGCGUCACAUCUUCCUCCAGUUUCUUCGCAGCUCCCUCCACAGAUUCCUCAACAGAUUUCUUUACAAAUUCCUCAGCAGCUUCCUCUGCAACUCCCCUUGCAACUCCCUCCACAUAUUCCACCGCAGCUUCCUUUGCAGAUGACACCUCAACUUCCACAACAGUAUCCUCUCCAAAUACCACAACAGCAUCCUCUUGGAAUUCCGCAGCAGCAUCAUUUGCAAAUUCCACCACAGCAUCCUCUGCAGCAUCCCCUGCAGUUUCCGCCUCAGAUCCCACUACAACACCCUCAAAUUCCACUGCAGCAUCCACAGAUUGUGCCGCAGCAUCCUUCACAGUUGCUGCCACAGAUUCAGCUGCAGCAUCUUCCUCAGACACCACCCCAACAGCCUCCUCAGACACCACCACAGCAUCCUCCUCAGACGCCACCACAGCCUCCGUCACAAACUCCACCACAGCAUCCAAAUGUGGAGAAUUUUCAGCAGCGAUCAGCAGAACCACAGACUGAAUCUUCACAUCAGCAAGUUAGUGCAUUAAGAAAUGUUUUGCUUCUGCUUAUUUUUGCUUUUUCUAAAAAAAAAAAAAAAAAAAAAAAUGUAAAUUUAUAUAGAAAGUGUGUUCUGAAAUCCAUAGAAUUUUGCUUGGACGGGUGUAUUGCUGUGUCCUUCUUUGGAAAUACUUCUAAUGGUGCUUUUCUUUUGAAGGAUACUUCCUCAGAUACUGAACAGUCUGCAGCCCAAGAAGGGAAACGCCAGUCUUCAGAUCCCAGAAGAUCAAGAUCAAGGUCUGCAUCAAGAUCUCCAAAGCGACGACGUUCUAGAUCUGGGUCUCGGUCAUGGAGGUCACGUCAUCGCCGUUCUCGUUCAAGAUCUCGUGAGAGACGCAGGCACUCGCCUCGUUCACGAUCUCAAGAAAGGAGAGAUAAAGACAAGGAAAAAGAACGCAAACAAAAGGGUCUUCCUUCUAUUAAAUCCAAUGUUGUUAGUGUUUGUAGUACUACUCUGUGGGUAGGUCAGCUAGACAAGCGGACAACCCAGCAGGAUGUUGCAGCACUGAUAGAGGAGUUUGGAGAAAUAGAGUCUAUAAAUAUGAUCCCUCCAAGAGGUUGUGCCUACAUUGUAAUGGUUCAUAGGCAAGAUGCAUUCAGAGCAUUACAGAAAUUAAGCAGAGGAAAUUAUAAAGUAAAUCAGAAAUCAAUUAAGAUUGCCUGGGCUUUAAACAAAGGAAUAAAACAAGGGUUCAAACAGUACUGGGAUGUAGAGCUUGGGGUUACCUAUAUCCCAUGGGACAAAGUUAAGCCUGAAGAUCUGGAGAGUUUAUGUGAAGGGGGAAUGUUGGACAGUGAAACUUUGAGUCCAGGUAAGACUACUUUAGAAUUACUCAUAAUUUACAUUUUCUAAAAGCAUCUCACUUCA
Messenger RNA from Protopterus annectens (West African lungfish), 2701 nucleotides. Its product is annotated as SR-related and CTD-associated factor 4-like. The coding region runs from base 98 to 2686 and encodes 862 amino acids. Gene Ontology annotation, cellular component: nucleus. Gene Ontology annotation, biological process: negative regulation of termination of RNA polymerase II transcription, poly(A)-coupled. Gene Ontology annotation, molecular function: RNA binding; RNA polymerase II C-terminal domain phosphoserine binding. The transcript is spliced from 15 exons. The record is from RefSeq and is a predicted model, not a curated record. Lineage: Eukaryota; Metazoa; Chordata; Ceratodontiformes; Protopteridae.